UAUUUAAUUUUUAAUUUCUCUACUUAAUUUAUAUAUAUAUAUAUAUAUAUAUAGCAUCCAAUUGUUUCUUUUUAGGUAUUGUUUCUAAGUUUUGAACUCUGCAUUUGUCAAAGGCGGUAUGAGGAAAAGAAUUAGCGCUCGCAUUAGAAACUUUGUUUCUUGCACUGCUGCAGCGUCCGGGACUAACACUGCUUCCGACCAUAACCUCCCAACCGGGGUGGACGUCCGUGAGGAAUAUGCGAAUGCCUUCCGUACCGAAUCAUACCUUGACUUUUGGACGCGUGUCAUCGCACUAUCCCAUGCCGAUUCUACGACAUGUAGUAUUCCAACUACCGCCAAUCGGCUCCCAUCCUAUCGCCUCUUUGUGGAGCACCUCUUGGAUCCGGACCAACCCACAGCUACCCGUAUCCUGGACUUGUCCCGUAUUCCACCCAUCUACCAAUCUCUCCUCUUCGACUAUUUUACCCAAACCGCCAAUGCUUCUCAUUUAUGUGGCAUUCUUUUAAAAGAUAUUGACCGUGCACGUGUCCUACACCGCUCUAUUAAAACCACCGUUCAGUCUCUCGACGCAACAAACUUCUCCCUGCAGGUACCCGAUUUCGUCAAUCCGUUUGUCUCCACCGCUUCCUCACAGACUCGGGUUCGGGCUGUUCGAGCCAGUUGCUCCGGAUUGCUAAAACAGCUGGAGUCAAGCCGCGACAAGACUCGAGCCAAGCUUCGGCUGGCGAAUAUUUUAAAACGUGGCUCGGCUAUUUUUCUCAUAACGUUGACGGCCUCAGUAACUGUCAUCGUGGCCGCUCAUGCGAUAGUACUGCUUGUGGCUACGCCUGGUCUUAUAGCGGCUUCAUUUGAGCUGGCUUCAGUCAGGAGCCUAGCUAGGGUGACGGCUCAGCUCGAUGCAGCUGCCAAAGGGACUUAUAUACUGAAUAGAGAUAUGGACACAAUUAGUCGGCUAGUAGCGAGGCUGAACGACGAGCUGGAACACAUGCGUGCAAUGCUUAAGUUCUGGGUUGAGAGGAAAGAGGACCGGCUUCAAGCGAGUGAUGAAGUGGCGCGCCAGCUGAAGAAGAAUGAUUGCAGCUUUAGCCAGCAGCUUGAUGAGCUAGAGGAGCAUUUGUACUUGUGUUCCAUGACCGUAAACAGGGCUAGAAAUCUUGUGGUAAAAGAGAUCGUGGGCCCCGGUCAACCUACUACAUGGCCAUAACCAAACAAUUAUCAUCCAAGGAGUAAUUACAAUUUACAAACAUUAAUAUUAUUAUCUUUCUUUCAAUAUGGUCUAAAGUAAAUUUUUUUGUUGCUUAAUAUUUUUUUUUUCUUUUUUUAAUAAGUUGCUUUGUACUUUUUGUCAGUUUGUGUACAUCAAAGACCAUGAGGACCAUGACCAAACUUUUUUUUUUCUUUUUUUUUAUGAAUAGGCAUAGACCAUGACCAAACUUUCAUCCGUAAAACAGGCCAUUAAUUCAUUUGAUUAUUUGGCGCCUGAAUAAUCGGCUUAUAUAUUUAUUUA
Molecule: messenger RNA, 1507 nt
Organism: Alnus glutinosa
Lineage: Eukaryota; Viridiplantae; Streptophyta; Magnoliopsida; Fagales; Betulaceae
Product: UPF0496 protein At3g49070
Exons: 2
Coding region: 119-1204 (361 amino acids)
Source: RefSeq, a predicted model, not a curated record